Molecule: messenger RNA, 7913 nt
Organism: Haliotis rubra (blacklip abalone)
Lineage: Eukaryota; Metazoa; Mollusca; Gastropoda; Lepetellida; Haliotidae
Exons: 12
Coding region: 867-1700 (277 amino acids)
Source: RefSeq, a predicted model, not a curated record
CACAAGUACAUGUACAUGACGCCCGCCACAUUUAACCUAUAUACAGAUAAACAACACAAACACACAAACGAUAUUACGCUUAGUGACACUGGAAUACUGAUAUUGACCACGCUGGCACUGUGUGAUUGAUACAACUCUACAACGUUAACUGACUGACAACAAAAACUUUGUAAUAUUACACGCGAGAUGUGGCUGUUGUGGUGAAUUGCCUCCCUUGAAUAUAGUACAGUCGAUAAAACGAACACAUGCACACGGUCUCUGAACGAGAGUGAAAUAGCGACGACCCAAGCCGGAAGAGUUUCAACUGUUUCCGAUUCACGGAUUGUACCAGUCACACAGCGAUGUCUGAAUGUAUAUGAAUGGUUAUUCUCUAAUGACAGCAGCGGCAGGGAUGAAGCAGCCUCUGCUCACUGUGUGCAUCUUGGCCAUCUUUGUUCCUAGUGUGUUCUGUAAGAGUGUUCCAUCCUGCGCUCCUGGUCAGAUACAGUACGAAACUGUGUGCUGUGUGCCAAUUGAGACCCCGAACUUCUGUGGACUACAUUUUAGAGUUCAGCGAUGUAUAGAAGAUGGUGAACCUGAUACCUGUGUUAAGUGUGAACGUGGUCUGGUGAAGUUGUUCAACUCUACCUCAGAACCGAAGAGGAUCGCUGCUACCGGCUCUAGUUUGUCCUGAAGAAGCAAGGCUAUCUUCGUCCAAGAUUGGUCAGUGUGAAUGUGAUCAGUCACGCUGUUACUAUGGAGACCAAUUCGAAUGUAGGCAUUUCCGCUCCAAAUGCAAAGAAAACACAUACCACAAGAAUGGAGCCUGUGUUCCUUGUCCGGAGGGUACCCACCGUCCAGGUGUUGGAUGUGGGCCGUGUCAGCUGAUGUCCUCACUUGCGAGCUCAGUCAACAAUAUCAGUGUACCCCAUCCGAACUCUGCCAAAUCUCCAUCAACUGUACCGACCAAAUCCCCCACGCCUGGUUUAACCGUUACAAAAAAAGACAAUGUUCCCGAGGUUGAUGAAGAAGUUGAAGCAGGGUCACUACCUGGAUUCCCAACUUGGGCAACCGUCCUCAUUACUCUUGUUGCACUCAUCUUGAUUGCCAUAAUAACAAUUUUGGGAAGUAUGUGGUGGUUCAGAAGAUUGAGAACUAAUGAAACAGGUCCCACGCGAAUGCCGUCCAAUUCAUCCAUCUCCCGUGACAGUACAGACAGUGGUGGCGGCCAUCCGUCUACUCAGCCCCCACCCUACUCACAGAUCAAUCACACAAGUGGGAGCCAAGAUCAACCAUGUCCAAACAACGAGAACACAGGGUAUUGCAAUGGUGGCACCCCUGAAAGAUGCCCUAAUCAAAGAGCUAGACCAUUUCAGAAUUGCCGCUACGACACACCAUCAGAACAUCCCAUCAAUUAUGCCAGUCUGUCAUUUGAACCAGGUCAGCAAUCAUCAACCUCCUCCUUUCAUCUGUCAUCCAAUGGGUUCAGCUCCGGAUCAUCUGGACCGCUGGACCGUGUCAGUGUGCCUGGACAAGCUCCAGAUCAAACAGACAAGAAAGUUGCAGCAGGUGGUCGAGAGUCGGCCGGAGAGAAUCAAAGAGUGGUGACGAAGCCACCAUCAGGUGUUGUCCCUGUUGGUGAGGAGGAGGAGGAGGAGGAGGCUGCACUGUUGAGAUCUGCCCCGAGUCUUGACCCAGACAGCAUCAAGGACAGUCAGUAGAGACGACAGUGUACUGAAGAGAGGUGUAUUGAUGUGUACUGUGAUGAGUAUUAAGAUGUGUCACCUCAGACAUGAACUAUAGAUGUCACAGUCACAAACAAUUUUUCAAGUAUGAUAUGAAAACACCCUGACGGUUGUUUUUCCACAUGUUGUGUUUGUGAAGUCAUUCCCAUGUCUAAGUCAGUUGUUUCUUGUUUAUGUUUUGUUUGUUUUUUUAUGUUUAUGAGAUUUUUGCUGAUGGUGGUUGGGGAUUUUCUGAAGUAUCUGCUGCCUCCUUACGAUCAUGUUAGUUCUCACUUCAGCUACAGCAGUGCUGCAGCCAGACUGCGUAAAGCGGGAUUCCCGCUAAUUGUACUUACCUUGCCGCUUUAUUUAUAAAUGUAUUCGCCAAUAAUCGCACAAAUUUAUAAUUUAUGACGCCUGUUUAUAUACACCCUGGAUACCGGGAUACAUUGGUUUUUGCGUAAAUCGUCCAGAUAACUGAAUAUCCGGAUAUCUGGAUUUCUGUCAUCCAAGUGUUGAAAUGGUAGCAAGCAUAUACGUCUGGUUUAAAAUCACUUCCAAAACAGUGUGGUCAUUUUGAUUUGCCAAUUACAAUUCACUCGGUGUCAGAUAGGCCUACAAAUCACCACCAAUACCGUGCCGAUUGGUAAUUAAUCCGGAUUAGCAGACCUUUAUACGUGUCAAGACACUUGGGACUCUUGCGCUUCACUACACACGGUCAGCAGAAGAUCAAAGCUUCGUGCGGAUAAGUGAGUCAAUUUUGUGUUGAUUUAGCUGGUUGGUUAGUUUACCGUCCGGGAACGGAAACCGCAUAUCUGUUAUAGACAGUCACUUUUAAACCGGAAGAGAUUGUUUUAUGAUGAAAAUUGACAGGAAGGCAAGGUUUCCAGAUAUCUGCGGGGAUAUCCGGGGUCUCGCUGUAUCGGCGUGUAAUUAAUUUCAAAUUAUGACUAUUUUCAUUAAAAGCGAUGUCAAACAUUCAGAAAUCAAAGCCUAAAUAUUGAAAUAGAAUUCAAAACAAAGCUUCCUAUGCUCAGCACAUGCUAGUACGUCUAUGUGCAUACAAAAUUGUAAUUUGAACUGCUGUAAGGAGCUAGUUUCGCUGUACGGAGCUCGAUUUGAUGUGUGAAGUUUAUCAUCGAAUCUCUUUGGCUGUCAAAAUGUCAGAGAAGGAUUACAGAUUUUUCAACAGCUGGCAAUAGGCCCACAUUUUCUAAAACUGGCCCCUUCCAAUGAAAUUCUGUUUGCAGCACUGCUACAGAAGGAGAGCUCAGGGCAUCCCACAGGUCGUGUCACAACGACCUUUUGUGAACUUUGCCCAACCAAUGAAAUGACUGACAAGUUCACGCUAGUGACUUCCAACCCAGAUUAUGCUUGAGAAAAUAUAGAAUGAAAUUUUGAAAUGUGAACAAAAGAACAUUGUAUAUACUCAUGGAAACAAAUAAGGGAACACAUGAAAGUACAAGUGUUCCUUUAUUUAUUUCAAGAAUUUCACCCACAGUUCAAUACAUGCCUUGUGAAGAAACCUUGAAAAGAAAUCGGAAAUAAUGAAAUCCUCUUGCCAUAAUUUUACAGUUAUAAGAUUAUUUUCGUGUUGUUAUGCGUAGGCAAACUGUUAACUGGGUAUACGUUAACCCUGCAACUGUUAAAACUGAGAAUGGCAAUACCAAUACUUUGCUGAAAUCAAACGAACAAGAUAAAAUAAAAUCCAUUUUAUGUAUGCAAUCAUAUGGUUAAUAUACUCAUAUGUUUAAGCUGGCAGUGAGGUAGCCCAGGGGUUAAAGCGUUCUCUCGUCUCGCCAAAGACCUGGGUUCGAUUCCCCCCAUGGGUACAAUGUGUGAAGCCCAUUACCGGUGUCCCCUACCGCUGGAGUAUUGCUGAAAGCCGCGUAAAACUAAACUCACUCACUCAUUUUAAGCAACACAUGCAGUCUGCCUUUAUAAGAUGGAGACUUGAAAUCUGAGUGUGCUAACUAACGUACAGUUGGUACCACUGUUACGUUGUUGGUUAUGUUUAGAGACAGGAAGAAGUUUGAGCCAGGCCCAAAAGUGGACUGUGGGAGUAAGACAUUGUUUCUCUGUACAGUGGAAUAUGUCAAAUCCGGACUCUUUGUAAUAUGGAUUUCUCGAUAAUCCAAACUACUCUCUGAGUGCCGGCAAAAUUGUUCUUAAUUUAUCAUUAAAGCUUGCUUUAUAAUCCGGACUCUCUCAAUUACGGAGUACAGACUAAAAUAACAGUCUCAAUAACAAAUAUUGCUACGAGAACAAUGCUUUGUAAUCCGAAAGUAGCUGACUUAAAUAACAGUUCGUCUAGCGAUUUUUUAUUGCAAUUUUGACUGACAAAGUCGUCGUUUCAUGUUUGUUCACACAAGGCGAUACGAUGUCAUUUUCUUACCCCCUGACAAAAAAGUUUGAUGAACGUGAAACUGCUUUCUUUUGUCCUCAAAAUUUGGCUUAUCAUCAUCAGUUGUUGACCUCCCAAUGAUUUGACGUCACUAAGAACACAGCUGACAAUGCUAUGACAUCACGGCAUUCUAGAAGUUAGCGAGUCAAUGAAAAAUACAACUUUAUGGAUAACAACUUCUUGCUCCUUGCAAAGAGCGACAAUUCGGUGUAGGUUUUUAAACCGCUUUAGCUUUAAUCUACACUGAGACGUCACUAUGUGCAAUAAAUAAGAAGUUGUUAUCCAUAAAGUCGUCUGCUUCACUACUCUUGAUCUGUUUGUUGAAGUAUCCUGAAUAUUGCUAUUAGUGAAAUGUCUUGUACAUGUCAGAGUGAGUGAGUGAGUUUAGUUUUACGCCGCACUGAGCAAUAUUCCAGCAACAUGUCAGAAGUCGGUUAUUAUUGUGUGUGGUUUUGGCCUCAACACAGCUCAACACCCACCAGUGCAACUUGUUUUGAAAAACAGAAAUUUUUAUUUGUUUACAUGCAUCAAUGGCAUGUAAACAAAUUCAAAUAUUUGUCUGAUUAACCUUGACUUAUCCACACAUCGCUCUUAGAACACUGUAGAUAGCCUUAAAGCUUCUGGUACCUUAAUUCAUCUCUCAUCCUAGUUCAUACUGACGUAUACCUUGGUAGGAACAAGACGUUUAGCUGGCUGAACUUCUCUUAUCCGUGUUCAGUGCAAUUUUUGUAUGAGUUCAGGGUAUUUGUAUGUGCAAAUGUUCAUUGUAUGUUUUAAUGUGAAUGUGUUAUACAUAUUUGUUGUCACUUCCAAGGAUUUAAGAUUAUAUUUUCUGUGACUCUAAUGACCAUAUCAGCUUGUGUGUAACUUUUAUAUCAAAAUAAUAUUUUAGAAAUAUAUUUCUGUAAAUCAAAUAGAACAUUUUUCAGUUUCUGAGCCAGGAGUUUCUGUGUUGCCAGCUAGGUCUUUGUGUGCAGCUCUAUACGAUAUGAUAUUGUACAUGUGCCUUGAACAGAUUUGCCAGUUUGUAUAUGUGCCUUGAACAGAUUUGCCAGUUUGUAUAUGUGCCUUGAACAGAUUUGCCAGUUUGUAUAUGUGCUUUGAACAGAUUUGCCAGUUUGUAUAUGUGCCUUGAAGGAAUUAUCUAAUUUGUAUGUUUGUCUUUAAAGGUUUGUCCAGUUUCUGAAAGGUUUGUCCAGUUUCUGAAAGGUUUGUCCAGUUUCUGAAAGGUUUGUCCAGUUUGUACAUAGUUCUUGAAAGGCAUUAAGAAGUUGGAUAAACAUCAAUGCAUGACAUGUUUUAAGGAUAACAACCUCUUUUCAUUCUUUACACGACGUUUAAGAGCGAAUUCUUGCUCCUUCAUCAGAUGAAUGAGCAAGAAUUACCCCUGAAAUGUCGUGUAACGAAUAGAAAGAAGUUGUUAUCAAUAAAGCGUGUCAUGUAUUCAGUUUGUACAUGUGUCUGAAAAGCAUUGGCCAGUUUGAAUGUAUGUAAGAUAAGAUAAGAUACAAUAAGAUAAUUCUUUAUCGUCCCAAGGGAAAUUUGUUUUGCAUCAUACGUUCUCCAGUUUUUCAUUCAUAAAGCAGUCAUACAUAACACUGCAAUUGAUAAUCAUGAAAUAAUCAGGAUAUAAUUACAUCAAAUUAGUACACAAACAUAGAUAUUGAAUAGAAUUUGGACAAUUAAAAGACAAGUCAUACACAGAAUUUAUUGUUAAUACAUCUAAUACCAGCUGGAACAAAUGAGUGGCGAACCCUGUUUGUUCUAAAAGUCGGCAUACCCAGCCUCCGUCCAGAAGGUAAUGUUUAAUAUUCAGUAAAAAAGUAUGGAGUAGGAUCACUUAAAAUUUUUUUUGCCUUUUUUGAAAUUUGCUGCUCAUAACAACUGCCGAUAUUUCGAUAGGAAGCCCAAUAAUUUUAGACGCAGUGUUUACGAUUUUUGAGAGUUUGUUUUUAUUCUGAACAGACAGGUUCCUGAACCAAUGUCUUGAAAUGAUUGGCCAGUUUACCUUGAUGGCAUGUCUUAAAAUGGUAGUCUAGUUUGUACAUGUUGUGUUUGAAAGUGAUUGGUCUGGGAUGGGAGAAAGCGUAGAGGGAUUUCACUGAGCAAACCAGAUGUUAUAUAAUAUAGUACUUGUGGGUUAAAGCAAAUGGCCAACCAGUAUAUCCUUGAAACUUCCCGAAAACAGUUAUAGUGUUAAGAGCGCAACGCUCAAUGUAGGCUCUAGACCAAGCCUUAAAAUGCAUGGAAAUAUCCAAAAUAGCUUGAAAAGCUUUGAACCAAUUUUCGCCUAUGUGUGCAAUUAAUAGUUUAAGGGUUAUUUAUUUUAGUGAUAGAUUUGUGUGCCAGAGACCAUUAAGAGUUCAUGACAGACUUAAUUUAUUUUUUUCAUUGUGAAAGUAAAAUGUCUUGCAGUAUAUACACUAACUAUAACAAACUACUCACGACCUAGCUGAAAUGCCUCUGAAAAUGACAGUUAUAGCUUGAAAAGGGCUUGAAUCGUUGGUUAGGUACUUGUAUGAACAUUUUUGCAUUGCUGUAGAAACUAUGAGCUAUGUUAGAGCUUAUGUACAUGUCAAUGGACAUUCAUUGCAAAUAAUAUACAAUCCUACAAAUCUGACAAGUAUCAUUGUUUGUAACGAAAGUCCAUUUGUCUGGCUUAACGCAGCAUCAAGGCAACUGGAUACUGCAAACAAGUCGAACAAAUAUUUUCUGAAUUUUAAAACAGGUCAACAAAUAAAUUUAGAACUAUACACAAACAUGCUUUACAGACAUUUUCUGCUCUUAAUUUGUAAUAAUGAAAAUGUUUAUCGUCAUGCUUUGAUAUGUACCUGCUGUACUUUAACUGCUUAUACUGACUAUGCAUCGGUGCUAUUUCAUUGCUGUCCGUUAUGCACAUCUGUAGAAUGAUUGCACAGAAGCUGAAAAUUUGCAUUGUAAGUAGGUGAGUAGGUUGUUAUAAAUAACCAUCAGUUGAAACAACAGAGUGAUGUAUUUUCAUCGGCGUAAAACCAAACUCAGUCAGUGAUGUAUUUUCAUUUAUUGACUGAAUGAGACAUAACACAGCCAUUAAACGUAGCAUCAUGAAAUUGCAUGAAAACAUGAUGGAGAUCGAGUAGGCAAGCUGGGGUAUUGCACAAACAGGAGUCACAAAUCCAUCAGAGACAGAUUUGGGGCUGAAAGAAAAGUCUGGAUAUAUAUAGAAGGACUAAAUAGUAUUAUCAGUACUGGAAUCUACGGUUAUAACGAAGGUCAUUUGGAAAACAAAUUUUAGGUUGUUAAUGUUGUAGUUUGUUCCACCCAUUUCAACUAAAUGGCACAGCAAGUGUACGGGACCCAAGAAAGUUCAUUGUAUCCAGUUUGUUAUAAGUAUCUUUGGGGCGGUGGGGUAGCCUAGUGGUGAAAGCGUUCGCUCGUCACGCCGAAGACCUGGGUUCGAUUCCCCUCAUGGGUACAAUGAGUGAAGCCUAUUUCUGGGGUCCCCCGCCGUGAUAUUGCUGUAAUAUUGCUAUAAGCGGCGUAAAACUAAACUCACUCACUCACUCACUCAUAAGUAUGUUUUUUUUAGAUGUUGUUUACUGUUUUUCAGUACGCUGCAUUAUCAUCUAAUGGAGGGUGUUAUUGGUGCAAUAAAGCAAUCUGAUAAACUUGGUAUCCAGAUCUGCUAACUAUGCAAAUUACAUCACUCCACGAACUACUGUUACAAAACUCCAUACACGCCAUGCGAAUCCUAAAACGUUUAACAUUUCAUUGAUGACGUCGCGAGUUUACAUUGCGUGGAUGAGUUUGUAAACAAACAUGGCUGC